AAUGUGCUUCCAUUAAAUAGUGAAUUUUAGAAUUUAUUUCAUUUUUUAAAAAAACAACAACAACAGGGGUGCAGUAAAGCGUGUAAAUAAACAAAUGAAUAAAGUCCAUGCAUAAUCGGGCUAAAGAGCGCCUCUAGUGUACGCUGCCUUCGUAGUCUCCGCAGAAGCGGUUAUAAACCAGCGGGCAUUCCACUCUCUGCCGCUCAGCGCUUCCGGCAUUUUGACCAAUCAGAAGAGCGAACGGCGAUCUCGCGCGGAAUUCGUCUUCGUCGCUUUUUCAUUGUUCGCGGGAAACUGAGCAUUUCUGAAUGAAAGUCCCAUCCAGCAGGAGCUAUGACUCUUUUUCAGCGUGUCGUUGACCGAGGCGUUAUUAAAAGACGACGUAACGGCGAGCGUCGGGACUAUCCGCUGUCCUCUCUGCUGGACGGAUACCAGUGCUCUCGACGGGACGAACACGUUUCCUACGGAGCCUCAGCUGCUGCUGUACCGCCGUUUGGAUGCACGUUUUCCUCAGCUCCUGGCCAGCAGAACAGCCUCGCCGUUGCAAACGAGGAAGGGUUUGUGACCAUCUUCAGCACUGCAGAAAAACACAGCUCCGUGCUGAAAGAGUGGCAGGCGCAUGAUAACGCCGUUUUUGAUAUUGCCUGGGUUCCUGGUUCAAACAGCUUGGUAACAGCGUCUGGUGACCAGACCGCCCGUCUGUGGGAUGUUAUUACUGGGGACCUGCUGGGAACCUUUAAAGGACAUCAGUGCAGUCUUAAAACGGUGUCUUUUUCCAAGCAAGAGAGAGCUGUUUUUAGCACCGGAGGCAGAGAUGGGAACAUAAUGAUUUGGGACACAAGAUGCAGUAAAAAAGAUGGCUUCUACAGGCAGGUAAAACAGAUCAGCGGUGCCCAUAUGAAACCAGAGAAAAACACACCUCAAACUAAGAAAAGGCGGGGAAUGGCGCCCCCUGUGGACUCCCAGCAGGGUGUGACGGUGGUUUUGUUCUGCGUCGAAAACAAACUCAUUUCCUCAGGAGCAGUAGAUGGGAUCAUUAAAAUGUGGGAUUUGCGGAAGAACUACACGGCAUACUUCCACAACCCCCUGCCUCUACAGGCCUAUCCUUACCCAGGCUCCUGCACACGCAAACUUGGUUAUUCCAGCUUGUCACUGGACUCCACCGGCUCCAGGCUGUUCUGCAACUGCACGGAUGACAAUAUCUACAUGUUCAACAUCAGUGGUUUGAAGACGACUCCAGAUGCUGUGUUCAGCGGUCACUGUAACUCCUCAUUUUAUGUGAAGUCCAGCGUCAGCCCGGAUGACCAGUUCCUGGCCAGCGGUUCGAGCGACCAUCACGCUUACAUGUGGAAGAUUUCAGAUCCGAAGCAAGCUCCCACGAUGCUUCAAGGCCACAGCCAGGAAGUCACGUCAGUAGCCUGGUGCCCCACAGAUUUCACCAAGAUUGCCUCUUGCUCAGAUGACAACACUGUAAGGAUCUGGCGCCUGAAUCGCGGACCAGACGGAGAAAACUUACCAAACCGAGAUCCGAACCUCGUAGGCUGGACACUUCGUAAACUACAGUCACCUCCCAGAGCACCCGGCCCUUACAGCCCUGUUGAAGUCACUCCGGCCAAAAAUCGUGGAUCCGAGAGGGCCGUCUCCCUGGCUUCACCCCAGCCCGCUGCUUGCGCCCCCACAGGUGCUGACUUACCCCUGCCAUCAAACACAUCCGCUCCUCCGGCGAAGGUCAGCAGCCCCAAAAUGCCCUCAUCCAUCCAGCAGUGGAUCAGCCGCGGUGGUUCCCCAGGUCGCCGCGCGUCAUCUCCUCUUCGGAAGGCGCUCGCACCCGUCCUCCAGGGCCCUUCCUCUGAACGCCGUGCGAAGCGCCGCCUGGAGACGGGUGACGGGUCUGCUUUGGGAGAGGAGAGCGACGGGCUGUCUGAACUGUAUCCCGACGUGAAGAGGAGCAGGAGCUCAGGAAGCGCACGGAGCGAGAAAGGUGAUCUGUUCAGUUUGCAAACAGAGGAGAGGCUCAGCUCGGCUGGACAAGCUGGCCCUGGCAAAGAGAACAGCUCCCCGAGGAGGUCUGAUUGGCUUUCUGUGAUCAGCCAGAGAUUUAAAGGAUCAGCUCAACCAAAAAGCCCCAGCGGCAGCAGCAAACGGCACGAUGCAAGAACGCACGGCUCUCCGGCAGCAGUCUCGCCGUGUCCAGUAAGAGUUGUCUCUCCACUGCCAGCCAAGAAAGCAUCGCCGUCCAAACCCAUGAAAAAAAUCUCCAGCUACUUUGUGAAACGAACCCAAGACUGAUCGAUGUGUGGCAAGAUAUCAGAGUCUGUCUCAUAUGACGCAUCUGUGAUUUAAGUUCAGGUCCAGUUUUUUGAGACCAAGCUUAUGUAUUUAUGUAUGUGACGUGUAUAUAUAUUUUUAAAGUUUUUAAAUACGUUUAACUUUCAAAAACGCUCACCUCUGAUCAUUUUGGUAAACAUUACAAAUCCUAGAUUAAUCGUUCGAUGCCACAAUUAAACAAUUUUUC
Molecule: messenger RNA, 2515 nt
Organism: Puntigrus tetrazona (Sumatra barb)
Lineage: Eukaryota; Metazoa; Chordata; Actinopteri; Cypriniformes; Cyprinidae
Gene: dtl
Product: denticleless E3 ubiquitin protein ligase homolog (Drosophila)
Exons: 15
Coding region: 334-2289 (651 amino acids)
Biological process (GO): mitotic G2 DNA damage checkpoint signaling; proteasome-mediated ubiquitin-dependent protein catabolic process
Cellular component (GO): nucleus
Molecular function (GO): protein-macromolecule adaptor activity; protein binding
Source: RefSeq, a predicted model, not a curated record